GUCGCUAUCAAUCAAGCGCGGCUGCCCCGCCCCCUUCGUCAGUGUGAGUGAGAGCGCAGCCGGAAUAAUGAAUGCACUUCUCUUUUCAACGAUAGUUGCUGCUGAUACAUAGUAAACGGACGUAGCGGAAAAAAAGAAAGACGGUUUCAAAUUGCUAUUUACCAAGCCGCCAACAGCAACCACAGCAUGACAUUUUACAGAGUCUCGGAGAGUGUCUUAUUUAUUUAUUAUGCUAUCUAUGUAACGUUAUUCGGCGCUGCCAAGGCGGUAUCUGUUUUAAAUGUGAUUGAUCGAAGUUUUUAAUGAAGCAUUAGGACUUACCUUUAAUCGUGAUAAUCAUUUUAAAUAAGAAAGGGCUUGCACUGAGAAGGAAUGGCGACUAAUCAAAAUGACUGCUGUGUCAAGGUAUCUUUGAGGAUCCGGCCUCAGAUGGCCAAGGAGAAGAUCGAAGGAUGUCACAUCUGUACGCUGGUGACCCCAGGGGAGCCCCAGGUGCUGCUGGGAAAGGACAAGGCUUUCACCUACGACUUUGUGUUCGACCGGGACUCCCAGCAGCAUGAGAUCUACAGUGCCUGCGUGGAGAAGCUCAUUGAGGGCUGCUUUGAAGGCUACAAUGCCACUGUGUUCGCUUACGGGCAGACCGGGUCUGGUAAGACGUACACAAUGGGGACGGGCUUCGACAUGAACAUCAGUGCGGAGGAGCAGGGCAUCAUCCCGCGGGCCAUCAAGCACCUGUUCCAGGGGAUCGAGCACCGCAAAGGGGAGGCGCAGGAGCGGGGGGAGCAGGCACCCGAGUUCAAAGUCAGCGCACAAUUCUUAGAGCUCUACAAUGAGGAGAUCCUGGACCUGUUUGACAGUGCGCGGGACCCAGACGCCCGUCACAGGAAGUCCAACAUUAAAAUCCAUGAGGACAGCAGCGGAGGAAUCUACACCAGCGGGGUGACGUCACGCCUGGUUCACUCCGAGGACGAGCUGAUUCAGUGUCUGAAGCUGGGCGCUCUGUCCCGCACCACGGCCAGCACACAGAUGAACGCUCAGAGCUCCCGCUCGCACGCCAUCUUCACAAUCCAGCUGUGCCAGAUGAGAGUCUGCAAACGGCCGGGGCUGGCCGAUGGCGAGAUGAAUGGCGUUUCGAACGGCCCGCUCACCCAGCCUGUGAGUGAAUACGAGACUCUCAGUGCAAAGUUUCACUUCGUGGACCUGGCGGGAUCGGAGCGGUUAAAAAGAACCGGGGCCACAGGAGAGCGGGCCAAGGAGGGCAUCUCCAUCAACUGUGGGCUGCUUGCCCUGGGGAAUGUCAUCAGUGCGCUGGGGGAUCAGAGCAAGAAGAGCUGCCACGUGCCUUACAGGGACUCCAAACUGACGCGACUCCUGCAGGACUCGCUGGGCGGGAACAGUCGGACAGUGAUGAUCGCGUGUGUGAGCCCGUCGGACCGGGACUUCAUGGAGACCCUGAAUGCGCUGAAUUACGCCAACCGUGCGCGCAACAUUAAGAACAAGGUGGUAGUGAACCAGGACAAGACGAGCCAGCAGAUCAGUGCACUGCGGGCCGAGAUCGCUCGACUGCAGAUGGAGCUCAUGGAGUACAAGGCGGGGAAGCGUGUGGUCGGGGAGGACGGCUCGGAGGGUUUCAGCGACCUGUUCCAGGAGAACGCAAUGCUGCAGAAGGAGAGUGACACCCUGAGGAUGAGGGUCAAGGCCAUGCAGGAGACCAUCGACGCACUCAACAACCGCAUCACACAGCUGCUGUCCAAUGAGAUCUGUCAGGUCCUUGCCAAAGCCGGCGAUGGCAAUGAAGAAAUAGGUGCAUUAAUCCAGAACUACAUCAGAGAAAUCGAGGAGCUCAGGAGCAAACUGCUGGAGAGUGAGGCGAUGAACGAGUCUCUGCGGCGCAGCAUCUCUCGUCUGUCCUCCCGCUCGCCCUACGCAGCCGGACUGACCCCUAUCGGAACCCCGGGCAGCCCUGCCGUCUCCAUGGAGACACAGGCCUCUGAUGUCAUCAGAAGGGCGAAGCAAGACAUUGAGAAGCUGAAGAAGAAAGAAAAGAAGCAGCGAAGGAAAAGCCCGGAGAAGGAGGGUUUCAAGAAGAGAGCUAAACUCCAGCAUGAGAACGGGGAGGCGGAGUCCGAUGAAGCGGAGGAGGAGGGAGAGCAGGAGGAGAGUGGCUGUGAGGAGGAGGAAGAGGAGGAAGGGGAGGGGAGAGAGGAGGAGGAGUACGAGAGCGAGGAGAGCCUGCAGGACUCCGACUCCGACUCCGAAGAGAAAGAUAACUACCAGGCGGACCUGGCUGAGCUGACGUGCGAGAUCGAGAUCAAGCAGAAGCUGAUUGACGAGCUGGAGAACAGCCAGAAGAGGCUCCACACGCUGAAGCUGCAGUACGAGCAGAAACUCAUCAUGCUGCAAAACAAGAUCCGAGACACCCAGCUGGAGAGGGACCGGGUGCUGCACAACCUCAUGUCUAUGGAGAACUACACAGAGGAGAAGGCCAGUAAGAUCAAGUCGGACUACGAGAAGCGGCUAAAGGAGAUGAACCGCGACCUGCAGAAGCUGCAGGCGGCGCAGAAGGAGCAUGCGCGGCUCCUCAAGAACCAGACCCGCUACGAGAGGGAGCUCAAGAAGCUGCAGGGAGAAGUGGCUGAGAUGAAGAAAGCCAAGGUCGCGCUGAUGAAGCAGAUGAAGGAGGAGCAGCAGAGGAGGAGGCUGAUCGAGGCCAAGCGAAAUCGCGAGAUCGCCCAGCUGAAGAAGGAGCAGCGCAGGCAGGAGUAUCAAAUUCGAACUCUGGAGUCGCAAAAGAGGCAACAAGAAAUAGUUCUGAAAAGGAAAACUCAGGAGGUCUCCGCUCUGCGCCGGCUCACCAAGCCCAUGUCGGACCGGGUUGCAGGCCGGGUCAGUCGGCGCCUCAACACCCUGGACUCGGGUGCGGAGCUGUCUGCCAGCACCACCUCCUCAGAGCCCGAGUCUGCGCGCUCCGUUUCCAACAUCGUGCGGCAGUGGAACAAGAAGAUGAACGGAUACGUGGGGGAGCCCGAGCCAGCGGUCAAUGGGGCGGUCAACGGGGCCCGCACCCCCAGGAAGAAGUUCCAGAGGAAGGGGGUGGGCGGCAGCUUUGCCAAGGUGGCUCGGCAGAAGUGGCAGGCUCUGGAGCGCCGGAUCAUGGACAUAGUCAUGCAGAGAAUGACCAUCACUAACAUGGAGGCAGACAUGGACCGGCUCAUCAAGAAACGUGAGGAGCUGGCGGUGCAGCAGGAGGCGCUGCUGAGGAAGAGGGAGAAAUUCCUGAACGACCCGCUGGAGGACGAGAAGCCCCUGCAGGAGAUGAACGAGGAGAUCGAGGUCCUGAACGCCAACAUCGACUACAUCAACGAUAGUCUCUCUGACUGCCAGGCCACCAUCAUGCAGAUCGAGGAGACCAAGGACGAGCUGGAUUCUGUGGACACCUCGGUGGUCAUCAGUUCCUGCUCCCUGGCAGAAGCGCGCCACCUGCUGGAUCACUUCCUCAAGGCGUCAAUUGAAAAGGGUCUGCAGGUGGCCCAGAAGGAAACUCAGAUCAGACUGCUGGAGGGUCGGCUCAGACAGACGGACAUGACCGGCUCUGCACAGAACCACAUGAUCCUGGACGCGCUGCGGGAGAAGGCGGAGUGCAUCCCGGAGCUGCAAGCACUCAUCCACAACGUGCAGCAAGAAAACGGAUACGCCAGCACAGACGAGGAGGUGUCUGAGUUCAGCCAGGCUUCUGAGGGGAGUUUCUCACAGUCCUUUACCUUGAAGGUGUCUGCAAGCCAAGAUGAUUUUAAGCUAAAGAAUGAGCCGAAGCUGUCUGUCCAGAUGAAAGCUGUCUCUGCAGAGUACUUGGGCCCAUCUCUGGACGUGUCCUCCAGGAACAUGGCCAAGUCCCUGGCGUCUCUCAGCGAGAUCCAAGAGAACGGAGUUGUCUUCUCCAGCAGGGACUCGUACAGCAGAGACAAGGUGUCCCGCACCAUCAGCCUCCCAACCCGGGGGAACACCUUUCCUAGGCAGUCAAGGGGACCCGAGACUUCUCCACUAAACAGAAGAAAGUCCUAUGACCGAGGACAGCCGUACAGGUCUCCAGAAGGGGGAUACACCCCUCCGUCCUCCCCUCCUCUGAGACCCCGCAAUGACAGGAAUGUCUUCUCCCGUCUCACCAGUAACCAGAGCCAGGGCUCUGCGCUGGACAAGUCUGACGACAGUGACUCCUCUCUCUCAGAGCUGCUGAGGGGUGUCAUUAAUCCCGUUGGGGGUAUCAAGGGCACCAGGACAGCCCCUCUACAGUGUGUGUCAGUGGCAGAGGGGCACUCCAAACCAGUGCUGUGUCUGGACGCCACUGAUGAGCUGCUCUUCACUGGAUCCAAAGAUCGGACCUGUAAGAUGUGGAACCUGGUGACUGGACAGGAGAUCAUCACUCUGAGAGGCCACCCCAACAAUGUGGUCUCAGUGAAGUACUGCAGCAGUGCCUGCCUGGUCUUCACCGUCUCCACCUCGUACAUCAAAGUGUGGGACAUCCGGGAUGCCGCCAAGUGUGUGCGCACACUCACGUCAUCCGGUCAGGUCAUUUCGGGUGACGCCUGUGCCAGUAACACCACUCGAACCGUCACCACUGCGCAGGGUGAGUUCCAGAUCAACCAGAUCGCUCUCAACCCCUCCGGGUCCAUGCUCUACGCUGCUGCGGGGAACACUGUCCGCACCUGGGACCUCAACAGGAUGCAGGCGAUGGGGAAGCUGACCGGGCACAUUGGCUCUGUGAUGUGCCUGACUGUGGGCCAGACAGUUGGCAACCAUGACCAGGUCAUCACAGGAUCCAAGGACCAUUAUGUCAAGAUGUUUGAUAACGCUGAGGGGACGAUGGGGAACGUGGGCCCCACUCAUAACUUCGAGCCCCCCCACUACGAUGGCAUUGAGUGCCUGGCGAUCCAGGGGGACAUCCUGUUCAGCGGGUCCAGAGACAACGGGAUUAAGAAAUGGGAUCUGGAGCAGCAGGAGCUCCUACAGCAAAUCCCAAACGCCCACAAGGACUGGGUGAGUGCCCUGGCGUACGUGCCCGGCCGGCCCAUGCUGCUCAGUGGCUGUCGAGGAGGCAUGCUCAAGGUGUGGAACGUGGACAACUUCACCCCCAUCGGAGAGAUCAAAGGGCAUGACAGCCCCAUCAACGCCAUCUGUACCAACUCCAAGCAGAUCUUCACUGCGUCCAGUGACUGUCGGGUAAAGUUAUGGAAUUAUGUUCCUGGCCUCACUCCCUGCCUCCCUCGCCGGGUCCUAGCCAUCAAGGCCCGGGCUACCACCCUGCCCUGAGUCAUCUCCUCCUCCUCUGUCCCUGCUUCUCUACUCUGCUGCUCUGCGUGAUCUGAGCGUGAAGAUCUGGCGUGCGAGAGUCGGGAAGGUUAGCUGAUUUGCUCCCGUGGUGGAGGAGUGCAGGACUCACCGGGACACAGACUCUCUGUGCAGCUCCAGCAGGGUGCAGUAUCCACCUCAUCUUGCUUCCCACAGUGGCACUUUGAUCAAUCAACUACUUGAAACUGAACAUUGCUGCUUUUGAUGUUGCAAGGCCCAUCCUGUUGCCUCUGGAGUACAAACAAGCGGAUAGGGUGAGGGGAGGGGCUUGGCGCUUGCGCUGUAAUGGUGAGGAAAGCUUCAAUUAGAUUGUGAAGCUGUGUGUCUGGUUUACAGGACAGUGUGCCUGCUGUGAGUGCCCGUCCUCCUUGUAGCAGGAGGAGGUUAAUACUGCCUUCGGAAUGCAUCAGUGCCAACCUAAGAGUGUCUUUUCUUGGAUGCUUCUUGAACAGUGGUCAAAAAUACAGACUGACAUUCUUUCAGAGGCAAAGACACUCACACUGAGAAGUGGAAAUCCUUUUAGAAGAAUCUGUAUGCUUUAAAGGUACCCAUGCUGGCUUCAUAGAAUAGAUGAAAGGUGCUUUUUCAAUAGCAACAGGAAGUCUAGGUUUUGUGUGAUCCCACUCUUAAAGGGACAAAACAUGCUUUCAAAUAGGAUUUUUUUGCAAGCUUUUAGCCUGCCUGUUUAGCUCACAUAGUGUCCUCCCGAAGGACCCCUGUAGCAGCUCCUGGUUUAUAAUUAAUAUUUAAUCCUGGGGCUGAAGGCAGGCAGGUUUCAAAGAGGAAUGAAGAUUGUGUCUCUCCAGCUGAACACCCCUUAAGGGAAUGGAAGGAAUGCAUCUUUCUUUUUGAAGGGGGCACAGAACACUAAACUAAUAGACAUGCUCGUGGUCACUGGACUGUUGUCAUGGUAUAUUUCAAUGAGCUGUCAUUUUGAAAUCAGCUUCACCUGACCUUUUGGUGCCUACAAACAUUGUAUAUUAAAGGGUACCUGUAGUGGCAGUGAAUAUAGAAUCAUUUCAAUAGAAAACAUGUGGCUGAAAACUUCUGACACAAUGUGAAGCACCUGCUCGGCCAAUUUACGAUAUAAAAGCAAUAAGACAACGUUCAGCUUCUCUGUAUUGGGGCUCUCAUAGGCACACGUGGUAUGACGCUGGGUCGUUGAUGUCCCUAUUUCAGAACACUGAUAGUCUAUAGAUGCAGCUAACACAAUUAUUUGCGACGGCAUUUAUCCGAUUUAUUAUGGAUGAAAAAAAGUCCAAUAGAAGGGUACUAAUAUGAAACGUUGAGGUCCGACUACCCCAGUUUAACUUUGUCAGGCAGUGAUAGUGAAUAUUCAGACAUGGAUAACAAGGAGUCUGCAACCAGCCUAAUCUGAGACAACUGAACCAAGAAUGCUCCACAUACUUCAUGCACUUGUUGUAAAUGUGUCAAUUAUUUUUAUACAAAACCUCCAUACCAUGCACAUCUAAAGUAAAAUCACUCUAGAUUUGCCUACACAGAACAAAGCACUCUGUACUGUAAGUGGUUGAGAUACAUUUAUUAUUAUUAUUAUUAUUAUUAUUAUUAUUAUUAUUAUUAUUAUUAUUAUUAUUAUACAUUCUAGUAGAACUCUCAGAGUUUACAGCCUUGAGGCUACCUAGUAAGAGUAUGUUUAUUAUCCUGAAACUAAGAGAAAGGGAGAGGUACCGGCCAGAAAGAGAAAGGAGGAAACACACAAACAGGCAGUUUCAACCUAAAAAUACAGUAAUUGUAAUUAGUGAAAAAUUACAAAAAACUCUCGUUUCAGUACAAUAGACACUAAUGAGCAAUAAUAUCACAGCCAGAGUAAAAUUGCAGCAGAGAAAAUGAUCAUUUCUAACAGAAAGUAGUGAGAACAGAGAAAACAGCAUUGAGAGCCUACUACACACACGUGAAAACAGCAUGCGAGCCUACGACACACACACGUGAAAACAGCAUGAGAGCCUGCUACACACACACGUGAACACAGCAUGCGAGCCACUACACACACACGUGAAAACAGCAUGCGAGCCUGCAACACACACACGUGAAAACAGCAUGCGAGCCUGCGACACACACACGUGAAAACAGCAUGCAAGCCUGCGACACACACACAUGAAAACAGCAUGCGAGCCUGCGACACACACACAUGAAAACAGCAUGCAAGCCUGCGACACACACACAUGAAAACAGCAUGCGAGCCUGCGACACACACACGUGAAAACAGCAUGCGAGCCUGCGACACACACACGUGAAAACAGCAUGCGAGCCUGCGACACACACACGUGAAAACAGCACUGCGAGCCUGCGACACACACACAUGUGAAAACAGGACCUUGAGCCUGAGACACACAGACGUGAAAACAGCGAAAAACAGCAAAAGUGUAACAAAUUCCAAACUGGAAAACGAUAAAGAGAAAGCCGAAUACUUCUCUUUUUUCCUCGAAUUCAUACAAGUGUAUUUUUCAAGCUUUUGUAAACUGCUACAACUGAUAACAAAUAAAGUACAUCAAAGUGUGCAAUAAAAAUCCUGAAAUGCUAGUAUCUCAGGCUUCUGCUUGUGACAUUGACCUUUGGUCUCGUCAUUUAUCUUACCCACUUUGAUGUAGUUUAUUCCUUAAUGUUAAUAAAUACAAUUGAGUUAUAUACAAUGACCUACCUUUUGAUGAUGUUGUGUCGCUAAACGUUGAUGCCGGCCUUUGCUGUGUGACGUUUCUUCUUGUGGGCAGUUAUUGUUGGCAUCACAUUGGGUUUUUACCCCAGACACUCCAUAGCAUUUCAUAGCAUUCAGGUUCAAGUCCUAACACAAGAAAGAAUUAUUUUUUUGCUAUGAUUGCCCGUUCUGAAUUAAUAAGCGUUGGAACACAAAAUAACUUUUUUGUCUUAUUUUUAUGCUUAUUAUUCAAGCACCUGAAAGCUUUGCACUUCCCAUGUCGCAUGCUAUGGGUUUUCACCGCUGUAUCCCAUAAACCCAUGCGCCCAACUUUUGGCCUAUCAGGGAAAUCAAUGACUUGACGUCACGUCACUGCCUGAAAGACUCCAAUAGGUCAGCUCCCUCAAGUGUGACUUGGCCCAGAAAGUGGGCAAAGAAAUUGAAAACAUCGCGAAACGCACGAUUUGUUGACCAAAUCAGUGCAGCAAGAAUCAUUUAUUGGAUGUGAGGAGCACAAAGAGAGCUUUGUUAUUUUUGGGUACAGGUCCCCUUUAAAGUUGCAAAGCAUAAAGGCCUUCAACAUUCACAUUUAACUCUGGAAAUACAAUAAAAACCCCGUCCAGCUGGCAAUUUCUUUUUUUUUUAUUUUAGCUGCCACAAGCAGACAAUGAACCAUAAGGUACUCAUCCUCCUCAUACUUGAAAUCUUUGUUCUUAGUAACACACUGGUGUAACACAUUAGCUGUCACAUGAACUAAACCCAUUGGCUAGGUCAGAGGUAUGCAACUCCGGUCCUGAAUUGCUGUUCCAUUCCAUUUUUAACAGGCUGAAUGAAAUGGUUGGGUUUUAUUGCUUCAGCUUAUGAAUUAAUACAUGGUUGGAACAAAGACCUGGGCUGGAAUUGCAAAGGUUGCUUCCCCCUGGGCUAGAUAAUUCUUCAACUCUAAAUAAAUAUUUAACAUAUUAAAUACAAUGCCUGUUAAACAGAUCGCAGUAGAGAACACAGGCCAGUUAGAUUCAAUAAGUGUAGCUUUAUCAUACAACCAGCGCUCCAGAUAAGCUGUGCAAAGCAUUGAGAAAAGAUGAAUUCCGUAUGAUAUUUAAAUGGAAAUGCGUAACUAAUCCGCGCAGCAAUUUCACUGCACAGAUUGAGUCGCAUGUUACCGAGCUUCUUGUACUUCAUUGGUUCCCAGCGUCUCAAAGGUCAGUAGAGACUGCCUGGGAAUUGACAGAAACACGUGACCAAAAAGUCAGAAUUUUCAGUUAAAACAAUCCACUCACUUGCAGUGUGUGUUUGUGACGAGUGAACUGAAUUUCUGGAAGGUAAAUCUAUAUAAUAUCUACACUGUUCUGUGUUUAAAGAGAGUCGGGUGCUUUAUGUUGCUACAGUAAAGUGAUCAAGCAGGAAUACAAUGGUAUCAUUGCAUUAGAAAUCUGUAUGAUUUGCCUGCAGGCUUUUUGUUAAGUAUAUUCCAUCUGCAGCGUUGGAAUAUAAAACAUUCUGUUUCUGUGUUUAUUUGCUUCAUAGCCACAUUGUUUGUGGUCAAUAAAACAAAUAAUAAUAAUUGUUGUUGUACGGGGGUGGGGAGGGGGGGGGGGGGGGGUCAUGACAAGUGAGCUCCGACAAUUCAUUGAUCUCCAUUGAGUGGCACCCUUAAGAGCUAGAAUUGCCAGCAGGACGCCAGGAGAGCAUUCACACUGCUGUAGGGCAGAGCCAUUGUCACAAACAGCUGAUCUCUUACCUUAAUGCCUACUCAACAGCAGUGCCAAUACAUAUGUGUGGGUGCUCAGUCAAAAUACUAAAUAAUAAUAAUUAUAAUAAAAACUUGAAAGACAUGCCGGCAAAUGCAGCAUUUACUGUACAAGACUUGAAUUCUAAUUUCAGUAUUUUUGUGUUUGUUUAGUGAGCCAGUUAUCAGCCAGUACUGUAGAGGAAGCCAGUAGCUUCCCUAACCGAACAACUAAAUGUAACCUAUAUGUAGAUAUAAGAGCAGUGGAUGUGUGUGUUAAUGCCAUUCCUGUAUCUAUACAUGGAGUCUUUGCUAUACUUCAGUAGAAAGGUGUGAGUUCUCUUGCUAUAGUGGAAGACGCAUGAGGCAGGGUUUGACAGUGGCCAGUACAAACAAGGGACCUCAGCAUUGAAGUGUGCGUGCGUGCGUGCGUGUGUGUGUGUUUCACAGCUGAACUGUGCCAUUGCCCAAAGGGUUUGAAGUUUAGAAAUGGACUGUGUGCUUUUCUGCACUGAUACCUGCUGUCAUGCUCCAAUCCCUGUAGUGCAUGUUCGAUUUUAGAUGUGUUUCCAAAUGAGGAUGUUGCUCUAGUAAAUGUCUAGAGGAGAUGAUGAUGUAACUUUUUACUCCUGAAAGGGCCUGAUUUUUCAAGCUUGUAACUGUACUCCAGAUCAGUUUGAAAUAUUAACUGGUUGUAAAUGUACUUAAGGGACAUACCGCUACAGCACUCUCUUUUCUUUGUGUAACCCUUUACCUUUCUAUGAUGUUUCUUUUCGUUCUGAAUGAAAGCACAGUUUAUGGCGCUAUUCUUUAUUUCUUAUGGCACCGCUGUCGGUUUGAUUUAGCCCCAGGCCUUCACUCUACAGAGACUGUUCUUUAGUGUAGUGGCACCCUGGUGUUGACUUGUAAAACAGAUUAAGUGCUGUGUACUGGUCUCAAUAACAGGGUCAAAGGUGUCUUUUAUUGCACAGAAUUGUUUUAGGAAUGUAAAUGUUUGUAAAGAUUUUUUUUUUUUUAUGUGUGCGUGUGACAGAAUGUCUUAAACUGUUCUUUAACAUACACAGCUGUAAAUAUUGUAAAAAAGCUCUAUUUAAAAAAGAAGGAAAAAUGAAAAUGUGAAACCUUUUUUCAAUGUUCAUUGUUGCUGAUGUGAAAUAAAGCAAAACAUCUUGAGUUAACAGAA
Messenger RNA from Acipenser ruthenus (sterlet), 10911 nucleotides. RefSeq names its product kinesin-like protein KIF21B. The transcript is spliced from 36 exons. Gene Ontology annotation, molecular function: ATP binding; microtubule motor activity; microtubule binding. Gene Ontology annotation, biological process: microtubule-based movement; mitotic spindle organization. NCBI's taxonomy places the organism in Eukaryota, Metazoa, Chordata, Actinopteri, Acipenseriformes, Acipenseridae. The record is from RefSeq and is a predicted model, not a curated record. Bases 373 to 5307 code for a protein of 1644 amino acids.